Zychaea mexicana is the source of this 1972-nucleotide messenger RNA. RefSeq lists its product as uncharacterized. The transcript is spliced from 9 exons. Bases 145 to 1848 code for a protein of 567 amino acids. Lineage: Eukaryota; Fungi; Mucoromycota; Mucoromycetes; Mucorales; Lichtheimiaceae. The record is from RefSeq and is a predicted model, not a curated record. Gene Ontology annotation, molecular function: ATP-dependent protein folding chaperone; ATP binding.
GUUUUUUUGUGACCUCUCAUUAUUCAUGGAAGCUGGGUUGAUUGGCUAUAAGCGUUAUUCAUCACCUCUAUUGGGCUCGCUUAAAUCUACUUGGCGUUGUUUUCUUUUUCCCGGUUAGAAGGGGGCGGACAACUCUUAUUUUCCAUGCAAAGCCCUUCUACGCCUCAUCUUCAACGACGACUCACAUAUCGUGUAGCAGGUGAGCCUGUUGCUCGAAAGUACCCAGUUACUGUCGCCAUUGAUUUUGGAACGACAUUCUCGGGCUGCAGUUACAAGUUUGAAGACGACGAUGAGAUAUACGACGUAGUAAAGUGGCCGAAACAUUUUGGAUUUUAUGCCAAAGUUCCCAGCUUGUUAUACUAUAAAGGUCGAGCCAACCGAUUAGUGGAUUGGGGUGAUGGUGCGCGAAGACUAGCGCUUCAGCCAGGGCAGGAUGGAACUUUGAUCCGCCAAUUCAAAUUAUGGCUCGCCAAGAAUACAACGCCGCCGCCACCUUUAUUGGAUGGUCAAGAGCCAGUGGUUGCCAUUUCGGAUUUUUUGCGGUUGUUUCAUGAAUCAGUUUUGGAGCAAAUGAUGCGAACGGGUGCUGGUCGAUACUCGGUUGAUCAAUUUGGUUAUUGCUUGACAGUUCCAGCGAUAUGGGACGAUACAGCCAAAGCAACCAUGCGUGAGGCCAUGGUCCAAGCAGGAAUCAUCCGAGCAGACGAUCCACCAGAACGACUUGUAUUAGUCGGUGAACCUGAAGCGGCUGCCAUGUAUAUUGAAAAACAGUGCGAGAGCUGGAAUGAUAUGCAGGAUCAAGAUACCUUUAUGAUUGUGGAUGCCGGUGGCGGCACUGUGGAUAUUAUCAUAUACCAAAUCGACAAGUCUGGAGAAACACGGUCAUUGAAAGAAAUUACUCGAGGAUCUGGUGGUACAUGUGGCAGUGCGUAUAUUGACAACAAUAUGCGCCAAUGGUUGUUGGAUCGAUUGGGCAGCUACGCGGAGCAUGUGUCCACAUGCACAUUGGAAAAUAUAAUGGAAUCCUUUGUCGAAAAAAUCAAGCCGUAUUUUUGCGGUGAAGGCGACCAGUACCUCACCGUACCUGCAACCAUGAUGCAGUUGCGCCAACACAUUGACGAUCUGAUCGACGAAGACGGCAACAUCCUCCUUUCUGCAGCCGAACUCGACUCGAAAAUCUAUGUGCCUGUGUUUGAUCAAGUCAUUUCAUUGAUCCAGGAGCAACUCGAUCAGGCACCGCAAGUCAACUCACUGUACCUUGUCGGUGGUUUCGGAUGUUCCGAAUAUCUUUACACGACCGUCAAGCAACGUUUUGAACCCCGGAUACCCACCGUUGCCAUGGCACCGAGAGGAGAUGUGGCUGUAGCGCGUGGCGCCAUAUAUCAUAUCAGCCAACCUGCAUUCAUUGCUACAAAGAUAUUGAGAAACACGUAUGGAUUGAUGACACGCAUGGCAUUUCAGGAAGGUUUGGACCCAGAGUCGAGUGCAGUUAUUACGAGUGAUGGGAUUAAACGCUGUUCGACUCGUUUCGAUAUCAUGGCGUUCAAGGGUCAGUCGAUCCAUGUAAAUCAAAAAAUAAGCAGACAUUUUUGGGUCAAGUAUCCAAGAAACACUGAAGCGGAUCUAUAUGUAUAUGAUGGUGAUGCGCCUAUUCCUCGUCAAGUAACAGAUCCAGGUGUACGCAAAAUGGCUGAUUUCCCUAUCAGGAUGCCACCCUUGGAGGGAUAUUCAGUGGGUGAUCCGGUCGAUAUCAAAAUAGACUUUAUGUUUGGGUUGGCCGAGUUAAAGGUCCAUGUAUUUAUCGUUGGAAGGCAAAUAGAAUUUGUUACUGCGUUUGAGAACGAGUGAUAAACAGUACAUGAUUAUCAAGUUUGGUGAUGAGGACAACAACAACAACAGCGUAUGCUAUUUUGUUUUCCAUUAAAUGGUAUAUUGCAAUUGCAUUAAACAUUCGCUUUUAUGCUCAGGCGGA